AUGGAUAUCCGCAUAGAAGCUCUUGAGGGGCCAACUCCCCCAGGGGAGACCUUUGUGUCUAUGCGGAUUGGAGACUACCAGAAGCAAUCCAGAUUCGGCAGCUUUAAGAGUUACCGCUUUCCACACGAUGACGGGAAUGGCUUUGCACGGCUCGAGGUCUUUCAGCGCGUUGGCCACCUUUCUGUUAGUCUGGAAAAGCUUCGCUCCAACGAUCAAGACGUGCAGGUUCCUUUGGAGAUUCAGGGUCUGAAGUUCUUGCCAUUGAGGGUUGGGCUCCAGAAGAACUCGGCCGAGGAUAAGUCCAAGGCGAAGGUGAAGACCCGACUUGAUGCCGCACAAAGGUACUUGGCCCAACAUCAACUGGAAGAGAUCAUUGCUGAUGCAAUGCGCGAGGUGAUUCAUGAAAAGCCUGACGACCCGUACACCUUCCUCUCAAAUGAGAUCAUGAAACAUGCAAAGAAGCCUGCAUUUUUGCCACCACUGCGGAACGAGAACCAAAAGGAACUGCCCCCAAAGCCUCCAAAUGCAGCGAGGCCGAAGCCAAAUGCCAACGAAAGGCUUCCGCCCAUUAAUGCUCCUGGAGGGUCUGCAGCGGAGCUGAACAGCCUCCGAGUGGAGGCACGCGAUGUCUUGCUACAAUCAGCCAAAGAUGGAAGCUUGGCAAAAGCAUUGGCCAGCGUUAGUUCCGAUGAUGUAGACAUGACAGAACUUCGCAAGGAGACUGCCCUUGCGCUCAUUCAUGCAGCGAAAGAUGGAAGCUUGAAUGUGGCAUUGCAAGAGACGGUGUUCGCAUCCAAGGAGGCAGAGUUGGAAGAGCUUCGCCAGCAGGCACGAGCAACAUUGUUGCAGGGUGCCCGGGACGGGUCACUGCAAGAUGCAUUGCUGAACUCAAAAGAAGAAGCUUCGGUAGAGGCGGUGCGCUUGCAGGCCCGGGAUGCCCUGUUGCGUUCAGCAAAAGAUGGAAGUCUUGCAGCCGCUUUGCAGACCCAGGCAUCAAUUGAGGAUCAGCUGAAGGUAGAAGACCUGCGCAUUCAGGCCCGAGAUGCACUGCUCCGUGCUUCAAUGAGCGGUGCAUUGGACCAGGUCCUCAGCCAAGGCAAAUCCCCAAAGAAGUCGCAGCAGGCAGCUUCAGCUACUGAAUUGCCGCACUUCAAGUUCAAGCCGUCUGUCGGAUCUUGGCUUGUGAAGAAGCCCCACCAGGUUCCAAAGCCUUGGUAUUACGAAAACGUUGCAGUGGUGGAAGCUGAGGAUGAGAAGGUUGUCAAGAAUCUGCAGGCAGUGAUUGCCGAGAAGGAUGGGGAGAUUGCCGCCUUGAAGGCGAAGUUGCGUGAGACCAGUUUGGAUGCACCUCCUCCUUUGCCUUCACAAGCACAGUCGCCUCCACCUUUGCCUCCAAAAGCUGUGCAGGGGGCAGAACAGUCCAUGAAGGCAACUCCAGCGUCACUCACAAAUUUCAGGCAGUACUAUGCUGAUCAUGUGCACAGCGUCGGAUCUGACGCAAUGGAGAAGCUCUACUCGAAGUUUCCGAGCCAGCCGAAACCUGCUCCAAAAGCUCCUGCGGAAGAAGCUCAGCCAAAGUUUGCGCUGAGACCAUCAGUGGGCACUUGGCUUGCUCCUGCACCCAAGCGAGCCGCGCCCACUGGAUCAGCCUCAUCUGCCACUCCAGCCAAGCCGAAGACACCAUUUGCUUUGAAGCCGUCCGUUGGAACUUGGCUGUCUUUCAAGACAACCGAUGAAAGGCCAAAAUCCUCCAGCAUUUUGGAGAGGACCCACAGCAAGCUAUUGGCAAUGGAGCGUGAGGACCUAAUCAAAGGCUACGAGAAAGAGAUCAAGAAGAGGGAUCAGGAAAUUGACGCCUUGAAGCAUACGAUGAAGGCAUAA
Molecule: messenger RNA, 1881 nt
Organism: Durusdinium trenchii
Lineage: Eukaryota; Dinophyceae; Suessiales; Symbiodiniaceae
Source: the annotation of a GenBank genome assembly